This is a messenger RNA of Staurois parvus, 586 nucleotides long. The record is from the annotation of a GenBank genome assembly. Lineage: Eukaryota; Metazoa; Chordata; Amphibia; Anura; Ranidae.
AUGCCAGACGACUCGGUGCCCGCAGUCUUGCCAGACGACUCGGUGCCCGCAGUCUUGCCAGACGACUCGGUGCCCGCAGUCUUGCCAGACGACUCGGUGCCCGCAGUCUUGCCAGACGACUCGGUGCCCGCAGUCUUGCCAGACGACUCGAAGCCCGCUGUUCCGCCAGUUGACUCGAUGCCCGCUGUUGAUCCAGAUGAUCCGGUACCUGAUCCGGCGCCCGCUGUCGAGCCAAAUGACCUGAUGCCUGGUAACCCAGCGCCCGCUGUUAUACCUGGUGACCCGAUGCCCGCUGUCGAGCCAGACAAUCCGGUACCUGAUGACCCGGUGCCCGCUGUCGUGCCAAUUGAUCUUGCCAGACGACUCGGUGCCCGCUGUUCCGCCAGUUGACUCGGUGCCCGCUGUUCCGCCAGUUGACGACUCGAUGCCCGCAGUCUUGCCAGACGACUCGGUGCCCGCAGUCUUGCCAGACGACUCGGUGCCCGCAGUCUUGCAGAUGACUCGGUGCCCUUGCCAGUUGACUCGGUGCCCGCAGUCUUGCCAGACGACUCGAAGCCCGCCGCUCCGCCUGGGGGUCGGUCGCCUG